Molecule: messenger RNA, 4626 nt
Organism: Stylonychia lemnae
Lineage: Eukaryota; Ciliophora; Spirotrichea; Sporadotrichida; Oxytrichidae
Source: the annotation of a GenBank genome assembly
AUGAAUAAGCAUUAAACUAAACCCUCUGCUGCAAGCAAUUUAGCCACAGGAGCAGGAGGUAUUUUUGAGGGUGGAGUGAUUUCUAAUACCUCAGAUAUAUUAGAUAUCAAUCUAAGCAAAUCUUACAACGCUUAGUACAAAAUAACGCCAGCAUCUUUGCGUAGAAACAAGCAAAGCCGAGAACGAGUGAAUUAUCAUUUAAACAAGUCAACUGACUACGAGCAGAAGAACAGUUUGAAUCAGGAUUUCAACAUAGUCUACACUGAUGACCAGCGAGUAGGUAUAAAUGAUAGUCAAAGAAUGAAUUAAAACCAUAAGUCUAGAGGCAGGAACGAACUUAAUUAUACUUAGAUCCAAGAAAGCCCAGAUAGCAUAGGUGGAGAAUUUUUGCAGAUAAAGAAUAGUUUAAAACCUUAACAAAGCUUGUUACCAGAGGAGAGAAAAACGAUUGAAGAUAAUAAAAGUAUUAAUAACGAUGGAGGUGAUUCAUCAAUGCCUCCUCUAAGAUAGGUAGUCAUGACCGCAUAUUAGAAUAAUAGGUAUGAAGGGGGCCCUUAAAACUAGCCGCAAAUGAAUUUACAUUAAAAACGUUCUACUAUGGGAAAGCUAGACAAUCUAAACUCAGCAUACAACAAUUUAAAUAAAACUACAAAUGAUGGGUAAUCAAAUCAUCUAGGAACUGAGUCAAGCAAUCCAAGUCAAUACACUUCCAGUCAUCAUUUUGUAAUGAAUAAAUCGAUUGAUAAGAAGAGUGCCAAGCAGUAAAACUAAAAUCUCAUUAAAAAGUAUAAGCCAAAGGAAUCAGAUACGCAUCCUUAUGAUUCUCAAAUUGAUGAAAAAGUUCCAAUUGUUAAAUCCACUUCAAUCAGAAUUGAAAAGUAACAGCAGAAUCAAGCCAAUAUAAAUAAGAUCAUUUAGAAACAAUCCAGAUCUUCUAGUAGGUCUUUCUUUUCAAGGAGACCUAAAACAGUCUAAUAAAUGCUUGAAUUUCAUUCAAGCAAUAAGUAUAAUAGUUAACUCAAUAAAAUAUUCGAGAGAAAGUACAGCACUAACGUAGAUGAAAAUGAAUCAUUAGAAAGGAUUGAGUAGGAACCUCCAACUGGAAGAGAAAGAUCUUAACAAAAUAUAAAUAAAACUUAUGAAUCUAACUCAAAUGAUUAUAAUCCAACUGUGGUGCUAACUAACACAUUAUUCAAGAACUCAGGAGGCGCUGGUGGCGGUGGAAAUUAGUUCUAAUCUUUUAAAGAGGCUUUGAAUCAGUAGCUAGAUUCAUAGAAUAUUUUGUAGAAAAGUUUCUAAUCUGCUGAGUAGAUUAAGUAAUAAACAGCAAUCAAUCAGAAAUUAAUGAGAAAGCAAAUAGAGUAGAUCAAGGCUAGGCUAGAUCAAAGAGAAUUUGAGUUUGAAAGUAAAUAUGGGCUGAAUCAGGAAUCUGAGAAGCAGUUCAAUAUUGAUAGGAAAGAAAUGUAAAGAGAACUGAUUUCGAUAUAUGAGGAAAUCUUAAAUGAGUAUUAGUCGAAAAUUCUUAAGAAGUAAGGAAGUCAACAGCAGCUAGUGGAUAGAUUAUUUUAAGGGAUGAAAUAAUCCAUGCAAAAAAUAAAUAACUUAUCUGAGCUUGAGAUUCAUUAAAAACAUCUAGAUAUUCAGAGUCUUAACAAAGAGAUUGAAAUUCUCAAUAAGCAUAACCAAGCUUUAUAAGAGAAACUUGAUAUGGAGCAGGAGUAUCUAAAUAAUAUGUUUGAAAAGGGAAAAUAAGAAAAUCUCCAUAAAAUGGUUACUGAAUGGGAAUCAAUGAAAUCUUUACAAGAGCAGCUUAAUGAGACUAACUUCUUAUCAAACACUUUGAUGAGAAAGAAAACUUCCAGAGGAUUUAAUGAGGACAUCCAAAAUUUAGUAAAUUCAGAAGAGGGGUAGCAAUUUUUAAAUGAUUACUCUGGAGUAAUUAUACAACUUAAAGAUCUCUACUCAAUGAUGAGAGGCAAUGUCUUUUAUGACAAGCAAGGUGACUUUAAUCUCGAUAUAAAGACUGAACUUGUUACAGAUAAAAUAGAGAACGAAAUGCAAGAGAAGUUCAAAAAUGUUUAAAGUGCAACUGCAAUGAAAGUCUUAAGAAGAUUCUAUAAAAAAAUAGUGUUUGUAGACUAAUCAACUUAAGUUGAAGAAGAUCCACUAGAAAUAGAGAAACAAAAGCUUGAGAGAUUGAUUAAUCAUCUUAGAAAUGAUAGAGAUAAUGAUCUCAGAAGAAUCAGUUAGCUCUAAAUGAAUAUUGAGUAGAUGUAAAAAUCUCACAAUACAGUCUAAGUAUAAUAUCGCGAAACGAAAUCUAUGCUUUCAUUAAGAGAAGAUUAGCUCUAACAAAAAGAAGGUGAGAUGAAGGAGAUGAAGGCAUCCUAUAAGUAUCUUAAUGACUAAAUGCUCAAAUUUUAGGAUUAAGUCAAGGAACUAAUGAUUAAGUGUGAUGAAUAUGAGCAAAAGGUUGAAAUGUAUAAAGAGAGCCUCUAAUUCCUUGAGAGUAAGCAUAAAAAAAGGAAAUCUAAGCUUGCUAUAAUAAAAGAGGAGAAGGUUAAUCUAAAUCACAAAGUUACAGAACUCUAAAAUCAAACAGAUGAAAUGUAGAAAUCCAUUAAAACUUUAUAAAAAGCAAAUGAUCCAGAGAGGAAACGAAUAACUAUGGUGAAAAAGCCUAUAUUUGAUGCUAAUGGCAAUUAAAUUGGUGAGGGUCUUGUGGAGUAGGUAGUAACAAUGAGAACAGAUGACUCAAUGGGUUAUUUGAAAAGUAUGCAGUAUUCAAACAGAAAUAAGUCUGAAGCGGAAGAAGACAGUGAAAGUGAUCUAGGCUCAGACUUCAGUUUAGAUUCUUAAGAGAAAGCAGAAUUUGAAAAUCUUUUAAAGGAAUAAGGUUUAGAUUAAGAAUUCAUGAAGGUUAAUAGAGAGGAGUUAGAUAAUAAGAUUAAGAGUUGGUUUAGAAAUAGCAAUACAGAUAUGGACCAACUUAAGGAUCAAAUAGCUUUGGAGUUCAGAGAGAAAAUUAGGAUAAGCAGGAAAUUAAAGAGACAUGAUGACAAUUAGAAAUAAAGAGAGAGAAAUAGAUCAUCUAUUGAUGAUCAGAGUCAUAGAGUUAACUCUUCAAAGCAAACAAAACGAACCAGCUAGGAUAAUAUGGAUAGUAAGCAUUUGAGAGUGAGCGAUGCCAAACCCCUGAACAAAAAGGCUCCUCAACUCAACAGCAAGCUCUCACCUAAAGAAUCGAGAAAUAGUCCAUCCAUUAAAGUUGAGAGAAGUGAAAGUAGAAAUAGAAAAGAAAGACCAUCUCCAGUAUAAAACCCAAACAAAAUUGAAAUAGCUGAUAAGAAGCCAUAGACCCCUGCAAAGUUAAAGCAGUCAAGAAAUGAUAAUAAACUGGAUCCAAAGAAAAAUUUGACUUAGCAAAGCAAUCAAUCUAAAUAGAUAAAUAGCAAAGAUAUUAGCAAGACAAUGACUUCUGAUAAUAAAUCAAGAAAGAGUUAGAAUUAAGGAGCAAGUCUCAAAUCCUAAAAGACUAAUAGCAAACUUAAAAGCAGUAAUACUGAGAAAGAAAGUUCAAUAGACAAGAGUUAAAAUAAAGAACCAGUCAGGGAACUUAAGGAGACUAUUGAAGUAUUUGAUGAAGAUUCACCCUAAUUUAAAAAAUAAGAAGCUCUAGAUAAUAAGUAAUCAUAAUAAUAACUAAACAAGUAGUAAACUUUCAACUAGUUAAACCAGCAAUCUUCAAGAUCAAGAAUAAUAUCAAAUGACACAUAGGAUUUAGAAUUAAAUAAAUAACAAAGUAAAGAUACCCUAAAUCAUUAAAAUGAAGAAUAAAGCAACAGAUAGUAGCUAAAUCAACAAUAAAACUACGAAUCUCCUAGAGAACCUAGAGUCAAGAUUUCCCAUAAAUCUAGAGAUGACCUGUCAUAAAUGAGUGAUAAUUAAGCUGCAAUUUCAGAUGCUAAGAGAUCUCAAGGUUAGGAUAAAAGCAGGUAGAGUCUCUUUAAUUAGAGCUUGAAUCAAAUGUAGCUGUAAAACUAAAUAGCUUCAACAAAUCCCACAAAGGAUUCAUUUGAGAAAUCGGCUGAUCACUCUCUCAGAAGAGGAUUCACAUUAAAUUAAAGAGCUUAGUAGAAUGCUUCCUCCUUUAAUGAAGAUUUCUUCAACCUAUAAAGACCCCAAGAAAAGUCUCAUUCAUUUUUCUAAAACAGAACAAAUAUGGCUUUUGUCAAUUUGAAUUCAAAGCAAGUCCAGACAGAUCUCACUGGAGAAGUUAUCAGAAAGCCAAAUGCUCAAGGGUUAAGUGGAGAGACCAUUCAUACAUAGACUGAAGAGUUUAUGUUCCCAAUGGAUGAGGAUCUUAAACGGAAAGUGAUGGACUUGAUUGGUGGUAGAUUAGCAAAAUACGGUGAUACUUAUAACAAAGGCAGCUCAUUUUUCACUAAGGCUGUAUAAAUAAUGGAUGAACUAGAUGAUAAGUUUUUGAUUGAUGUUGGCAUUGAGGGAGGCAUGAACGAUAAAGAUUACUGCAAACUAAGAAUAGCUAAUGGCCUCCAAGAUCCUAGAUACAAAUCUUUUAAACCAGUGCUCAAACAAAUCAAGAACUAAAAUUCAAAGUAAUGA